Molecule: messenger RNA, 1344 nt
Organism: Dufourea novaeangliae
Lineage: Eukaryota; Metazoa; Arthropoda; Insecta; Hymenoptera; Halictidae
Product: stress response protein nst1-like
Exons: 4
Coding region: 1-1344 (447 amino acids)
Source: RefSeq, a predicted model, not a curated record
AUGGUUGACAGCGACGCUGACAGAUGGUACGAUUGGAAACGGGAUAAUUUCAAUGAUCUACUCCAUGGGAGGAACGUUAACGCCGGGAACGAUGCACGACUAACCGGUCCCGAUCAGUUCAAUCGUUCGACUUACAACGACAGUCAGGAAGGAAAUUUCUGUAGCAAUGGGUUCGUCAACCACGCCGCGAUCCCUGGGAGUUCGAGUUCCGGCGCAGAAGUUCGCUUCAUUAAUCCAGCGAUUUACGCCGAGACACUGAACAACGAAGACGAGGAACGAGAGAUCGAAAUUCGCGUGAAGGUCAGUUCUAAAGACAAUGGACUUCCGAUCGAAGGUAAUUGCGGUGACUCCACGGAAAUGAGCGACGUAAUGUCUACGUUGUCCAUCAAGAACGAUUUGGACGCUUCGUUCGCGAACCACGCUGGCGACCAAGCUUCAGCCCAGGACACGUACCGUUGUUAUUCCCUACAUUCGUCUGGAUCCCUGGAAUCUGGUCCUCUACGAUCCAAGUCCGUAAUCUCAUGCGGAGCCCCCAAUCGGGUUGAGAGGCGAUGCAGAAUUGUCGGUAGAGCGGACGGGAGCGACAAACUUUGUUCUGCUAGGCUACUCGAUCCGGAAGUGCAAAGGUUCACUCUGAAUGGACAUCGAGUCGUGCAAGUGUCGACAUCCUCGUUGUCCAGCAUCAGUAUUUCGGAGACCAGAUCGUCGAAAGACGAUCUCCUUAAGAAAAUCCCUUACAGCGAGUGGAUGAGGAGGAAGCAGCAAAUGGCUAGGCAAAAGAAGGAGGAAGAGGAUCAGGUCGAGAGGAAAAAGCAAAUGGAGGCUGAGAGAUUGGCACGCGAGAAGGAGGAGAGGGAAUCUCGGGAACGGGAGAAUUUCUUGAAAUGGAACGAGCGGAAACGGAAGGAGGAGGAGAGGAAGAAGGAGAUUCUAGAGAAGAAAUUGGAAAUGGAGAAGAAGUUGAAUGAGUUCAAGGAUAAUAAUGCAGUGGUGCAGAUUCUGUGUCUUCGUCAGUGGGCUCGUAAAAAGGAAGAGGAAGAGAAAGCUCGUCAAAAGAAAGAGGCGAUCAAGCAGAGGCAGAUCGACGAGGAAAAAAAGAAAAGGUUAGAGGAGAGCACGAAGGCUUAUGAAAAUUGGCGGAAGAACGCGAAGAACAGGCCCAAGCCUGCCACACAGGGGCUUCUGCCUCAUCAGAAAGCAAAGCCAUCGUACGUGAACCCGACACCCUGGCAGGGAAUCGUCAACGAGUCCGAAGACGACGAGGAGAGCUUCUCGAACGGCAAGAGAACUCCGAGCCAGCAGGCCAAGACUAGCAGUAAGAAAGGUACCGCGUAUUUUCAAUGA